CUUUUCAAGUACGGUGGCUGAAAGGUACAUGCGCUCGCUGGCACGCAUUUGGGAGGAGCAACCACUGCACUGCUGUCACCCAAGCAAGAUUCGCAAGCAUUAGGCUAGAAGUGGAAUAUAUUUUAGACUAUAGGUGAACAGGUAGGCUACCUUCGAAUAACUUAAUUGAAGGCAAGAAUGCGACAGAACUGAGGUAAGAAAAGACCCCUUGAGGUCCGGUGGGCAGUUCACCUGACUGCGGUAGGCAAGGUGGAGGGAGAGGUUUGUAACGUUAAACCGUUACUUUUAUUAUCAUCGCUAGCUAAUUAGGGAAAUAACACUAAUAACACUAAUAUUUUGGCUCUCUAAUUUGCAAUAAUGAGCAGUUUUAGGGACAAACAGUCCUUUAACACUCCACCUGAAAGCGCGGACAACAGUGUGAGCGGUAGUGACUGGGAUAUGGCAAGUGAUGUGUUUGUGUCUUGCUACGAACAGCCGAUGGGCGAUGCUAUACACGGUGGAAUGGACUCGGUGCAGCCGGGUAUGGAUAGACAUUUGCCGCUACUAAUAGACCGACGUGGGCUAUCCCAGGACGGCAUGAUUUUAGGCCUGGAGGAAGCCUACUCCGACUAUCAUGUUCGACUUAGUUCUGAUCCUGGAACAGGGUAUCUGGAAAUCACUGGCGACCCAAAUUACAGCGAAAGUGAUGGCAGCAUCACAACGAAAAAGCGAAAUCGCUCCAAUAGUUCCAGACACCGCGGGGAGGUUGUCACGGAUCUUGGACCAGAGGAAGUGCGGUGGUUCUACAAGGAAGACAAAAGGACCUGGAAACCAUUCGUUGGACACGACUCUCUGAAAAUCGAGGUCGUUUAUCGAAAAUUCUGCGAACUUAAUCCGGACAAGGUCAGACGCCGGGGACCGUCUGAAUCAGAGGAUAUAACUGGGUCGACUGGGGGGUCUGAGCCAGCGGGGGGUGAAACUGAGAGACGAGUCUCCGAUGCGGACAGGCUGUCCGUCAGUGACAGAGGGGACAGCGCGUGUUCUACUGUAGAUCUGGACAGCAUAGACGUUGAUGUGGACGCCGUAUGUGUCAGAGGGGGACUAUAUGAAGUUGACAUUAAAGAGAAAGAAUGCUACCCGGUCUAUUGGAAUCAGCAAGACCGCAUACCGGUGAUGCGAGGGCAGUGGUUCACUGAUGGCACCUGGCUACCCCUGGAGGAGGAGGACAGCGACCUCAUUGAACUGGAGCACCUGGCCCGCUUCCGGGGUCAGCAGAUGAGGGACUCUUUUGAGACGGAAGUGGUGACCACAACGGUGGACAUCAAGGACGCCCUCCAAAGCCUGAAGCUGAGCAGGAGCCAUGUGGACUGGCACAGCAUAGACGAGGUGUACCUCUACAGUGACGCCAUCACCUCCAAGAUUUCACGCACUGUCACUCAAAGGCUGGGAUUCUCCAAAGCCUCGAGCAGCGGAACGCGACUUCACCGCGGAUAUGUGGAGGAAGCGGCCCCCGAGGACACGCCCCCUGAGACGACUCACAUUGUGUUCGUGGUGCACGGCAUUGGCCAGAAGAUGGACCAGGGUCGCAUCAUCAGGAACACCAGCAUGAUGCGCGAUGCAGCCCGCAAGAUGGAAGAGAAGCAUUUCUCGGAUCGCACCAAUGAGCAUGUGGAAUUCUUACCUGUUGAGUGGAGGUCCAAACUGAGCCUGGAUGGAGACACUGUGGACUCCAUCACCCCAGACAAAGUGAGAGGACUAAGAGACAUGCUAAACAGCAGUGCCAUGGACAUCAUGUACUACACCAGCCCUUUAUACCGAGAUGAGAUCACUAGGGGUCUUACCAAGGAGCUGAACAGGCUCUACAUGCUGUUCUGCAAGCGGAACCCCUCGUUUGAAGAGAAGGGAAAGGUCUCCAUAGUGUCACACUCCCUGGGUUGUGUCAUCACCUUUGACAUCAUGACGGGCUGGGACCCGGUGCGGUUCCACCACAUGGUCACGCCGGACCCCGAGGAGCUGGAGAUGGGCAGGCCGGGCCUCGAGGAGCGGCGACUGCUCGAGCAACUGCGUCUCACCCGGCUCAAAUUGAGAGAUCUGGAGGACCAAUUUCUAGGUCUGCAGACCUCGUCUUCAGAGGCUAUUCCAGCUCUAAAAUUUAAGGUCGAGAACUUUUUCUGCAUGGGUUCUCCAUUGGCAGUUUUUCUAGCGCUAAGGGGGAUUAGACCUGGAGCCAAUGGAAUCCAGGACCACAUACUACCUACAUCUAUCUGCCAGCGCCUUUUCAACAUCUUCCACCCAACUGACCCUGUGGCAUACAGGUUGGAGCCCCUCAUCCUGAAGCAUUACAGUAAUAUUUCCCCUGUCCAGAUACACUGGUACAACACAACCAGCCCCACGCGGUAUGACCAUAUCCGUCCAGCGCUGCUGAACCCUCUGAAGGAGAGCGCCUCGGUGUCCGACACAGAGAGCAUCCCCAGUCCCGGCACCUCUCCCCCGCAACCCCGCAGACACUACGGAGAGUCCAUCACCAACCUGGGCAAGGCCAGCUUCAUGGGAGCGGCCAGCAUUGGGAAGGGACUGGGUGAGAUUCUCUUCUCUCGGUUCUCACGCUCAAGUGGCCAAGCGGAGGAGGAGCCAUUGGACUCUGAGGGCGGGGCAUCUGAGUCAGAUAUCGUGGCGCCUGGAGAGGAAGGCGGGGAAAAUGAAGAAGAAGAGAAGAUGGAGGAGAAGAAAGAGUCAGCCGCCAUCAAAGAGGAACCCACCAUGUCCCAGUCCACCUCUGUAAUCAUGGACAGCGCUACAUUGGAACUGGAGGAGCGCAUUGACUUUGAGUUACGGGAAGGUAUGGUGGAGAGCCGGUACUGGUCAGCGGUGACAUCCCACACGGCCUACUGGUGUUCCCUGGACGUGGCUCUCUUCCUUCUGACUUUCAUGUACAGGCCGAAUGAGAUGGAGGAGCCUGCCGAUGACUCCAAUGCCGAGUCUUAACCCUCAGUAAAAACUUCUCCCCUUUCUCCUCCUGCUCCUCCUCCUACUUCACUCUCCCACUCUCCCCCUUUCACUGACUCUACCCGGGAUUCCCUGUGCACUUCUGACACAUUGCCCACUGGCAAGACAGACCCUGCUCACUGUGCAUCCAAGAGCCUUUCCUCCUUAUCCUGUGGAGUUCACCUUAAAAAAAAAAAACACACACACACACACAAAUCUGCUGAAGGAGCCUCACCUCUCAUCCAGACUCCACAUCGUGCCAUAACUCCUUAGUGGUUCGUAUGAAGACUGUUACCCCCACACACACACACUCCCCACUCCAUUGCCCUCGACCAGCAGUCAUUUAACAAACAUGACUGACAAAGACACUUGUUUCAUUUUAAAGGUUACCAUACAUUCGCACAUCCUGUGGGAUCUCUCAAAGUCACGGUUUCUCUUGUUGAAAAUUGAGCAGUGUGUUCUCAUCCGUCUCCAAACGAGUCCAAAGUCCAGAGCCAACCCUGUGCUCCUCAAGGUGCCUCUGCUACCACUCAAGAGAGGAAUGUCAGAUUCCAUCAAAUUUAAACUCAUUUUGACAGGAACACUUGAAAACCAUACUUGCAGUUGGGUUAGUCAGUGAAGAACAAAAGCGUAGUCUAAGACAUGUUCCAUCCACUCCUUGACUCGAGGAGCACAGAAAAUGAAAUCAAAAGAUUUUUCUAAUACCUGUUUGACUAUUCAAGCAGGCUUUGCGUUACAUUUGGUAGGUUCUGAUCCUGAGGUAGCUGAGCUUUGUUAAAUGAAAGUGCUACAUUUUUAACUGUAACAUGAGAGCCUGCCUCAGUGUGCACACUUUAGAGGAGCCUGUUCAGGUACCUAAAUGCUUUGGUGAUGCAUUUUAUUUGUUGCAUUGUGUGUCAACGUACAGUGGUCUUAGCAUAAAUGCAGAGGAAGUAGAUAUCAAGCACAUUCUACUUUUGGCUUGAUUUAGAAGCAGGACACACUGGUGUUCUAUGCUAAGCCUAAAUGUUUCUGUGUGGAUCAGGUGUGGACAUUGGGACAGGUACUAUCUGGACACGUCCCAAAACACUAUUUCCUCCAGAAGUCCUUGCACUACAAAAAAUAGUGUCAAUUUUUGUGAUCAGUUGUGAUCAUCUGAUAAGGUCACGGGUACUUGGCCUGUCAUCGCUAUUUCUGUUUACAAUAGCUGUGACGCUGAGAUAAAGGUGGGGAAAGGUGGUCACCGCCAUAAUUGUUUACCAUUUGGAAUGUCAGAUUCCAACAGUUUGCCAAAUAGGCUUCUUUUAAGAGAUUGAUUAUGACUGAUUAUGUGUAAUGCAGAAUGGCUGAUACAUACAUAUCCACCUGAAGACCUUAAAGCAUAUAGAGUUUUUGGUCUUCUGGUUUGGGACUGACCCAAUGCUUUUCUUUUUUUUUAUAAUAUUAAAUAGAUUUUGCAUUUCAUCAGUUGGGCAUGAUGCAAUUUGAAUGAAUAGUCUUUUAAGGCAACCUGCACCAUAAUAUUAGAUGCAAUGUGCUUUGAGCACUAGGCAUGUUCCAGGGGAAAUCAUCCCUACAGGAAAUGUUGUCAGAUGUUUGACAGGCUAUUUUUGACAUCAGCUUUAGACAAUUUAACUCUUCUCCCAAGGCUGAUGUUAAAACUUGCAAAAGAUUUUAAAUAUAUUGAUAUAUGAGAGAGAGAAAGAAAUAUCGAUUUAUCGAUUAUAUAUGUGAAAAUCACUUAAAUCACCCAUCACCUUUCCAAAUGGAUCCAUGCCUAAUAGAAAAGCGUUCAGUUUCAUGCAGUGGUGUUUAUUAGAAUGCAAUAUCAUUUCUUUUGUCCCUUUUUUUGUAAAAAAUAACACCAUGCUUAUGCCUUCAAAAAAAAUCAACCAAGAAAAAAAGCACUUACCUUGCCCUUACCUCACCUUGAUAAUGACUCACCUUUGAAUGUGCCAACGAUUUAAAAUGAGCCUCCAUUUUAGAUGCUUGACAAUGGAGCACAGUACACAAAGCUGAGAGGAGCGAGACUGUGGGCUCCCUCAGUUCUGCCUUCCUUCCUGCCUGCAUAGCAUACAAGGAAACUUUUGUCUUUAUGUUGACAUUCCCCAUCAUAUCAAACCGUGUAUUGUUUACCGUUUUUAUGGAUUCCACAUGUUAUGUUCCUUCACCAAAUAAAUGCUGUGGUAAGUCCACUUUUACGAAA
This is a messenger RNA of Clupea harengus (Atlantic herring), 5149 nucleotides long. It is a transcript of the gene ddhd1b, whose product is annotated as DDHD domain containing 1b. Gene Ontology annotation, cellular component: cytoplasm. The record is from RefSeq and is a predicted model, not a curated record. Lineage: Eukaryota; Metazoa; Chordata; Actinopteri; Clupeiformes; Clupeidae. Gene Ontology annotation, molecular function: metal ion binding; glycerophospholipase activity.